This is a messenger RNA of Westerdykella ornata, 2029 nucleotides long. RefSeq lists its product as uncharacterized. Lineage: Eukaryota; Fungi; Ascomycota; Dothideomycetes; Pleosporales; Sporormiaceae. The record is from RefSeq and is a predicted model, not a curated record. The transcript is spliced from 5 exons. Gene Ontology annotation, biological process: DNA-templated transcription. Bases 116 to 2029 code for a protein of 637 amino acids. Gene Ontology annotation, molecular function: zinc ion binding; DNA binding.
CUGUGAUGCUUGCAGGGAGCGCAAAGUCAAGUGCGACGCGACAGAGACAACGGCAUGUUCCGAGUGCUCCAGCAGAAAUCAUAAAUGUCAGUUCACCAAGGAGACAAACCGCCGCAUGUCUUCUAUCAAGCAAGUCCAAGAUCUGCAAAGCAGAAUCGCUGAACUCACGGAGGAGAACGCUCUCUUGCGGACAAGACUCUCUGACCCAAAGGGUCCAGAACCAAAGGGGCCAAUAGGGAAGGCUCACCACCGAACGGAGUCUGUUUCAUCUGAGUCGGGACAAUCGCAGAAGCGCCCAGUGCCAGUCAUGAAAGGGUUCGAUAGAGUACGGCAAAACAUCGAAAACUAUGCACAUGGUAUCUUUGACUCUCCGUUCCACCAGGACAACCGAAGUGCGUCGACCAUUGGUCCAUCCACGUUUUCCGAUUUACCAUCUCGAGCCGAGUUUGUCCAACUCUCGCGCGCCUACUUUGAAUCAAUUCACCGAUUAUAUCCAAUCUUCGACUGGUCUGCCUUCCGACAAGAAGCGGAACAGGUGUAUAAUGAAAGGAGCCUACUAGGAAAGCGACAAGAAUGGGUUGGCUUGCUUUUCGCCGUGUUGGCUUGCGCGUCUUUGCAUGACGUGCACCCUCCGACUGGUUCCCAACAUGCCCCUCGAAGCUCGGCAUACCUUAGACUGGCUAGCCAGUCAGUUGAUCCAUUCCCGCAGAAUGCUUCCGUCCACCUCGUAUCUGUAGCGUUUCUGCUGAGUUUGUUCGCAACAGAGCGCAAUAUGAAGACAGCGGGAGCAGCGUGGCUGGCGUCCACUGUGAAAAUGGCACAAGUAUUGAGGUUACAUGUGGAAAUAGAUGCUCCUCCGGCCGAAGCGGAAAUGCGGCGCCGCCUUUGGUGGUCGGUAUAUACUCUGGAUAGAUUGACCUUCCUGGAUUCGAGCCUUCCCAUGUGUAUCAAAGAUGCGGAUUGCAGUAUCACCCUCCCCGCCGCACUCAACUCUCCAGGAUAUGGUCAUUCCGCAGAUGAAGAUACCUUUAGCGUCGCGCUCGCCCUCUUUCACGUAGCCCGCCAGGUUACGCAUGUUGAGCAGGCACUCAGAUCCGUCAUUGUUACCCCUCAAAUGCUUCAAGACAUUGAUGAGAGACUCCAGUCCGUUUUCCGAGUUCUGCCGAGACCAUAUCAACACACGCAUGACACGCCCCUGGAUCCAACAUUGUUACCUCCUCUCCUAGCCCUUCAAAGCGCACGCUUUCUCGCGUACAGGCAUAACCUGUCUCCUGUCUGCCGACAAUCAGAACGGAUGGAAGCUCUUCAGCGCUGUUCAUUAGUAGCGCAAGAUACUUCGACUCUCAUAUCACGGGCGACGCAUAUAUCAUUUGGCACGGCUAGCCCAGGAGGAUGGCAAGCCAAAGCGUUGCACUUGGCCUCAAACAUGAUAUGCAUGCACCUUUGGAGAUGUAUACUCAUCUCCUGCUUUUGUGGCGACUACGAGACCGCAUUGAGUUGUGCGCGUCUCGCAGCCGCCAUUGGCAGUACACGCAAGGUCAAUGGGGCGUGCGGGAAGCACCUUGCCUUUUUUCUUGGUCAUCUAUUCGAGAGAGUACGCAGUGGUAACUGGGACCACCACCUCCUCGAGCUGGACGAAGAGAUGCUCGCCUACGCGAGCGGUGACCUUCAAGGCCACUCGCAGCAAGCCUGGGUCUGGGAGGGUCGCAGUGAGACGGCGGAUCCAUCUCCGAUAUCCCCACCGCAUCCGAACGCACAAUCUCACCAUGGCCAUGGAGAACCAAUGCAAGGGAAUGAUUUGGAAUCAGACUGGAGCGACUGGGCGGGUAUCGAGCAUCGAAUUCGACAAAUCCAAGAAGAGCACCGCGCUCGAGUUGGACAGCCUUCGUUUUAUCAUUCGCCGCCGCAUAACCCAGGUAAAAGGCUGCAGUUGACGAGUGAUACUGCGGCCUCGAUGACGAGGGCGGAGGCAGGGCCGCAACGAACACCGUCGGAUCGAAGUCGUAUCAGUAUCGCGAAUAUUAUAUGA